Messenger RNA from Xenopus laevis (African clawed frog), 1288 nucleotides. It is a transcript of the gene prdx6.S, whose product is annotated as peroxiredoxin 6 S homeolog. The record is from RefSeq and is marked provisional. Gene Ontology annotation, biological process: cell redox homeostasis; cellular oxidant detoxification. Gene Ontology annotation, molecular function: peroxiredoxin activity; oxidoreductase activity; antioxidant activity. NCBI's taxonomy places the organism in Eukaryota, Metazoa, Chordata, Amphibia, Anura, Pipidae. Gene Ontology annotation, cellular component: mitochondrion; cytosol.
ACCUCUCACUCUGGUGUCUGACAGACUUGUGCGCUCUGUGACAGCCGCUGUCGCCGCUAUGCCUGGAAUCCUGCUAGGAGACGUCUUUCCUAACUUCGAGGCGGACACCACCAUUGGCAGAAUCAAGUUUCACGAUUUCCUCGGGAAUUCAUGGGGUGUCCUUUUCUCACACCCACGGGAUUAUACCCCUGUCUGCACCACUGAGCUUGGACGUUGUGUAAAGCUGGCUCCGGAGUUCAAAAAACGCAAUGUUUCCAUGAUCGCCCUGUCAAUAGACUCUGUGGAGGAUCAUCUCGGCUGGAGCAAGGACAUCAACUCUUAUAACUGUGAUGAGCCCACAGAGACACUACCCUUUCCUAUUAUUGCUGAUCCCAAAAGGGAACUGGCUGUACAACUUGGUAUGCUUGACCCUGAUGAGAAGGACAUGCAGGGGAUGCCAGUGACUGCAAGAUGUGUUUUCAUCAUUGGCCCUGAUAAGAAAAUGAAGCUUUCUAUUUUGUAUCCAGCCACUACUGGAAGAAAUUUUGAUGAAAUUUUGAGAGUUGUGGAUUCUCUUCAACUGACUGCAGUUCAUAAUGUUGCAACUCCGGUGGAUUGGAAGCCGGGUGAUCGAGUCAUGGUACCCCCAAAUGUUCCUGAAGAAGAAGCAAGUAAAAUAUUUACAUGCGGCGUCUUCACCAAAGAGCUCCCUUCUGGAAAGAAAUACCUGAGAUACACUGCACAGCCACAAUAAGCAGCAAUAAAACGGAUACUUAAUGAAUUAUCUCUUUGUCAACAACAAUAGUGAUUUAUUCAUAUGCAUGAUUGAUCUUUUUUGAUCUUGUGAUUUUUUGGGACAGCAAAUAAGCAAAUCUGAAAUUCAUCUGGAAGGGGGUCUAAAACAGUUCAAAAAGCAUUGUCCUCAAUGAGUCUAUUAACUUUGAAGCCAAUGGCACAUGAAGAGAACUGUUGCCCAUGGGAAGUUGACAUCCUGUGGGCAACAAAUGCUAGAAAAUACCUUCACAAUCCAGCAUAACUGCGAGAAAAUAUCUUAUGUAUUAUACUAGAUGACUGCAUGUUUUGAAUUGGCUAGCCUAUGAAAUAUUUUCAAUAAACUUCAAAACUUCAGGUAUUUUCCUCUAGUGCCUUUCAAGAAAGCCAGCAGGCACAUAAUCACUUUGCCAAAGACUUCAUUGGUGCUGAUGAUUUAAUAAAACCAAGUCAUGUAUGUUUGACCGCAGUCUAUAUGAUCCUAUUUUUUCCUGCUAAAUAAAUCUUGUACUUGAAUUAUAAAGCUUUUUCCUGCUUU